This is a messenger RNA of Ipomoea nil (Japanese morning glory), 760 nucleotides long. Its product is annotated as 18.8 kDa class II heat shock protein. The coding region runs from base 84 to 590 and encodes 168 amino acids. The transcript has a single exon. Gene Ontology annotation, biological process: response to heat; response to salt stress; response to hydrogen peroxide. Lineage: Eukaryota; Viridiplantae; Streptophyta; Magnoliopsida; Solanales; Convolvulaceae. The record is from RefSeq and is a predicted model, not a curated record.
ACAACUUCAUCUACUUGUGGAAGUCGACAAUCAAAACCAUCAAGCAAUUAGCUUUAAGAUCGAAGCAUCAUUUACCUAAAUAAAUGGAUCUCAGGAACUUUGGCUUAUCCAACUUCGGGUUAGAACCGCAGCUCCUCUCAACCAUCCAAGACAUGCUCGACUUCGCCGACGACCACGACAAGCCGGCCGGGCCCCACCAGAACAACCCAUCCCGGGCCUACGUCCGGGACGCGAAGGCGAUGGCAGCGACCCCGGCGGACGUGAAGGAGUAUCCGAAUUCCUACGUGUUCAUCGCGGACAUGCCGGGGGUAAAGGCCGCGGAAAUCAAGGUCCAGGUGGAGGACGACAACGUUUUGGUGGUGAGCGGGGAGCGGAAGCGGGAGAGGGAGAAAGACGAGAAGGAUGGGGUGAAGUAUUUGAGGAUGGAACGGAGGGUGGGGAAGUUUAUGAGGAAAUUUGUGCUGCCGGAGAAUGCCAACGUGGAGGCGAUAAAUGCGGUUUAUCAGGACGGGGUGUUGCAGGUGACGGUGGAGAAAUUGCCGCCGCCGGAGCCGAAGAAGCCAAAGACAGUUGAAGUCAAGGUUGCGUAGGAUCGGAGAAGAAAAAGUGGAAUGCAUAUAUGUAUGUGUAAUGUAAUGUGUUUCACGGAGUAGAAAGCUUUGCUGCUUUAAUUUGGUGUGUUUCUUAUUACAGAUGUGUUUUCUAACGUUUAUGUAAAAUGUGGUACUAAGAUCUAAAUAUAUUUGGGUUUUUGAAGAAA